UCGGAAAAAAAUACUUUCGACAAGUUAGAAGAACAAAAAGAAAAUAAUUUGAACUUUUUGAAACGGAAGAUUUUUUCGGAAUUUGAGAUCCUUCUAGUAUUUGAAAACUUUUUUCAAAAACCAAUUUUCUAAAGCUAAAAUGCGCAUAUUCGCGAUCAACAUCAGAUUCUGCAUCGAAUGAUGUAUAAUACAUUAGAAAAAAAAUCUCACUCUAAUUUUGAAUUACGUGUACCUUACUUACAUAAGACUUUUCACCCAUCAGUUUCUAAAAGCAUCAGUCUGGUAGCCUUUUUUCCGGCUGAUAGUAACCGAAAUAAACUCUGAACUAAUUGUCAGCAUUAGACUUAAAGUCUACUGUCAAUGUAGAAUGAUAUCUGAAUCCAUAUAAUUGAUCAUUGCAAUCCUGAAGUAUUCCAAAAAAAGUGGAUUUACUUUUUAAAUAGGAAUAAGACUUUAUCUUAUCCCUAUUAUUAGCGUACACUUCCAGCUUUUUCAACCAGUUUUAUAUUUUUCUGCAUAAGCCGAUACCGGAGAAUAUUUUUCCUGAUACGUACGGGCAAAACACAGAGUUUAUUCGCAACUGGUUUAACAACAAGUCCUUUGUUUCAGCAUUAAUGCGUGCAGCUGAGAUAUUUAUUUUUAAUUCUAAUACUGAAUAUUCAAGUUGCAAUUCGGCCGACUGUUCAGAAUCAAAUAGUUUGAAUUGAUUUAAAAUUGUUGUGUCAUUAACACUAGUGUUAGUAAAUCACAAUUGUUGUCUUCAACGUGUUUCGCCAGUACAUCAUAGUCAUUCUCAUCACAAUGACAAUAACGUUGCUGUGGCUUAGUUACAGGUUUCUGUAAGACAAAACAAAACAAAAAGAAUAAUGAUAAUGAGAGAUAUUAAAAAUACUUUGUACAAUUUGUUAUUCGACCUGUUAAGGAACAAAAAUAAUGAAAAAAAUGACGAAGUUCAUUAUUGAACAGUCUGUUCGUCAUUCACAUGGAAUGAAAUGUUUUUCUUCCCUUUUGGCAUUACAAGCUGGUACAAGCAGAGCGACGCACAAGCGGGUUUGUGGACUUAUGAGCUGAGAUGAAUGAUUUGAUUUUAAAUGUCUUUGAUAAUUUGAUGUUGCCUAGAUUUAUUAAAUUUAUCGGGUUUUGUGGAUUAUAUUUUCAAGAAUCUCAUUAUGCCUCGCAAGAGGUUAAAACCACCGCCAGAGUUUUUUAAAAGUCCAACACCUACAAGUCAAUCAUCAGCAGAAGAAGAAGAGCAAGAAAGUCGUACAAAUCCUAGACAAAACUUUGUUUGUCAUUUGUGCAACACUAAUGCAUCAGUUCUGGGCUUCAAAUGUAAAGCAUGUGUAGAAUAUUUCCAUUUAAAAUGUGUUCAUGUCAACGAUCACGACGAAACAAAUUUAACUAUUAAUGCUGCCUUGUUGAAACAAGAACUAUAUUGUAAUAGUUGUAAGCCGAAUUAUACUAAUAAGUUAUUAGUCUCCAGUGUUGAAUAUAGUCAGACAAGUAGUCCAGCUAAUGAACAAUGGAAGAUGAUUAAAAAUUUUAUGACUAAUAUUGAGAAAAGGCUGAAUGACUUAGAAAAGAAUCCGUCUCUAGCACCAGUACUCUCAGUACGACCAGCAGCGAUAAUCUCUCCUUCAAUGCCACCAACCUAUGCUCAACAAGUAAUAACCAAUACGCGGCUGAAUCGUUCGAAUCAUCAGGAUUCAAACUAG
This is a messenger RNA of Didymodactylos carnosus, 1715 nucleotides long. The record is from the annotation of a GenBank genome assembly. NCBI's taxonomy places the organism in Eukaryota, Metazoa, Rotifera, Eurotatoria, Philodinida, Philodinidae.